Penaeus indicus is the source of this 1650-nucleotide messenger RNA. Its product is annotated as actin-2, muscle-specific-like. Lineage: Eukaryota; Metazoa; Arthropoda; Malacostraca; Decapoda; Penaeidae. The transcript is spliced from 2 exons. Gene Ontology annotation, biological process: mitotic cytokinesis. Bases 94 to 1224 code for a protein of 376 amino acids. The record is from RefSeq and is a predicted model, not a curated record.
GCACUCUUGGAACUAAAAGUAUAUAAGUAGGUUGGCUCUCAUUGUGUCCUGCAGUCAGUUACCGUCCGGAAAGCCACAACUCUUGGCUCCACCAUGUGCGACGAGGACACGUGCCCGCUGGUCAUCGACAAUGGCUCCGGUAUAUGCAAGGCUGGCUUCGCCGGAGACGACGCCCCUCGCGCCGUCUUCCCCUCCAUCGUCGGCCGCCCCCGCCACCAGGGUGUGAUGGUCGGCAUGGGUCAGAAGGACGCCUACGUCGGUGAUGAGGCCCAGAGCAAGAGAGGUAUCCUCACUCUCAAGUACCCCGUUGAGCAUGGUAUCAUCACCAACUGGGACGACAUGGAGAAGAUCUGGCAUCACACUUUCUACAACGAACUCCGUGUCGCUCCCGAAGAGUGUCCUAUUCUCCUUACCGAAGCUCCUUUGAAUCCUAAGGUUAACCGUGAGAAGAUGACGCAGAUCAUGUUCGAAGUGUUCGCCGCCCCGGCCAUGUACGUGGCCAUCCAGGCUGUUCUCUCGCUGUACGCCUCUGGCCGUACCACUGGCAUCGUGCUAGACUCGGGCGACGGCGUGUCUCACUGCGUACCAAUCUUUGAAGGGUAUGCGCUCCCCCAUGCCAUCCUCCGACUCGACCUUGCAGGACGCGACUUGACUGACUACCUGAUGAAGAUCAUGACCGAGCGUGGCUACUCCUUCACCACGACUGCCGAGAGGGAGAUCGUGCGCGACAUCAAGGAGAAGCUCUGCUAUGUUGCUCUAGAUUUCGAGAACGAGAUGGGCGUUGCCGGGGCUUCUUCCUCACUCGACAAGUCUUACGAGCUUCCCGACGGCCAGGUAGUGACCAUCGGCAACGAACGCUUCCGCUGCCCCGAGGCACUCUUCCAGCCUUCCUUCCUUGGUAUGGAAUGCUCCGGACUCCACGAAACCGUUUACACCUCCAUCAUGAAGUGCGACGUCGACAUCAGGAAGGAACUGUACGCCAACAACGUCCUGUCAGGAGGCACGACCAUGUACCCCGGCAUCUCUGACCGCAUGCAGAAGGAAAUCACGAACUUGGCUCCCUCCACGAUCAAGAUCAAGAUCAUCGCUCCGCCCGAGAGAAAAUACUCCGUGUGGAUCGGCGGCUCCAUCCUCUCCUCUCUUUCCACCUUCCAGUCCAUGUGGAUCACCAAGGAGGAAUACGACGAAAGCGGACCUGGCAUUGUUCAUCGGAAGUGCUUCUAGAUUAUGAUGACUAGAUAUUAUUUUUUGAUCAUGGGACUAUAGAUUUUUAAUGUAUUAAUUAGAUAGUAAUUCUAUGAUGAGAGUUUUGAGAUAAAUAUAUUAUAUUCAUAGAAAUAUUGGUCUUAUUCCAAAUUCUUUCCCAUCCCAUUGCAUUUCAGUACCAAAUUAUGUUUCAUUCGUACUUACGAGUAUUACCAUAGAGAAUACUAUCUCUGAGAAGUAAGAUAUAAAUAUAUUUUGAAUAAAGCAAUUAUCAACGAAAAGUCUCACAUCUAAGAGCAUAUAUUGUGUGUAUAUACAUACGUACAAACAGACACACACACACGCGCGCGCGCACAAGUACACGUACACACAUACACUCAGCUAUACACACAGCACACACACUCACACACACACACAUACACACACACACACAUUUAUACAAAC